AUGGCAUCAACCGCCGUCUCAGCUCCAGGCAAAGUCCUGCUCGCCGGCGGUUACACGGUCCUCGAUCCCUCCUGUCGCGGUCUGGUCUUCGCCCUCAGCGCACGGAUCCAUUGCGUCGCCACUCCUUCUCAGGACCCCUCGGCACCACCGGGCAAGAUCACAGUUAGAUCCCCUCAAUUCCAAGAUGCCAUCUGGGAAUACCAAGUCUCCGCCUCGGACGAAGAUGGCGGGAAAGCUGUCUCCGUAGUCCAAACCAACGAAGGAGACUCAAACCCCUUCGUCCUCACAACCCUCAAAUACACCCUCUCCUACCUCUCCCUCCCCAUCCCCCCACCAACAACCCUCACCAUCCUCGCCGACAACCCGUACUACUCCCAACCACCCCCUCCGAUCCCGCGCUUCAACUCCCUCCCAUUCCCCAUCAAAUCCGCCUACAAAACCGGUCUGGGCUCAUCAGCCGCCCUGGUAACCUCCCUAACCUCCUCCAUCCUCCUCCACUUCCUCCAAAACUCUUCGGAGACGAAACUACCCCCUCACAUCUUCCACAAUCUAGCACAAGCAUCCCACUGCGCCGCUCAGGGGAAAGUAGGCAGUGGGUUCGAUGUAGCUGCUGCGACGUACGGUUCGUGUAUAUACCGACGUUUCCCCCCGGAAAUCCUAACUGCGAUUCCGGACCCCACGGAUCCGGAGUUUACAAAAAUCUUGAAGGAAACGGUGAAUAAACCAUGGACGUCGAUGGAAUCGACACCGAUUACCCUCCCGCCACAGAUCGGUUUGGUAAUGGGUGAUGUCCAAUGUGGUUCUUCAACCCCGGGGAUGGUAAAAACAGUCCUAUCGUGGCGAAAAUCCGGUGGUGAAGAUGCAGAACUCGUUUGGAAACAACUAAAUUCCAGAAAUGAGGAUUUAAUCUCCACUAUUAAGGAUAUUAUCAACAAUUCUAAUAACAAUAACGAAGAUUACAUCGACACUAUCAAACAACGUAUCACAGCAAUCAGAGAAAUGGUUAGGGAAUUGGGUACCAAAGCAGCCGUCGAAAUCGAACCAGAAUCCCAAACGAAGCUAUUAGAUGCAGCUGCGAAUGAUGUCGAAGGCGUAAUCGGCGGCGUGGUACCAGGUGCCGGCGGCUUCGAUGCCGUAUGUUUCUUAUACGAACGUAAGGAUGGGGUGGAACAAAACCUUCGUGAGUUCUUGGGUAACUGGAAGGUAGAAAAUGGGGUGGUUAAAGCAUUGGAACUUGGACAGGAAGGGGAAGGAGUUAGGGUCGAAAAGUUGGAAGGGUAUCAGGAUGUUAAGGCCUAUUUUGAGGGCGUUGCGGAAUUGUGA
This is a messenger RNA of Orbilia oligospora ATCC 24927, 1323 nucleotides long. RefSeq lists its product as uncharacterized. Gene Ontology annotation, cellular component: peroxisome. The coding region runs from base 1 to 1323 and encodes 440 amino acids. Gene Ontology annotation, biological process: ergosterol biosynthetic process; isopentenyl diphosphate biosynthetic process, mevalonate pathway. The record is from RefSeq and is a predicted model, not a curated record. The transcript has 2 exons. Lineage: Eukaryota; Fungi; Ascomycota; Orbiliomycetes; Orbiliales; Orbiliaceae. Gene Ontology annotation, molecular function: ATP binding; phosphomevalonate kinase activity.